GUUUUCAUCCUCCCUUUCUUCUCCCACUUUUUCUCUCUAUCUUUCUCUCUGUACAGGGCUUAAAUCUUAAUCCCCUAUUUUUGUGGAGAGAGAAACGAAAGAGAGAUUCUAAAGUGCAUUAACUUUUCGUUUUCCUGCAAUAACCAGAGCAUUUCUCGGUUCUUUCUCUCCCGUUUAUUCCUUAGUACGACGCCGUCAGGAUUUGUUUUGCUGAUUUCCUAGCAAUGGCUGCUACUGCGACUGCUUCUAGUGUAAGAUAUGCACCUGAGGACCCCAGUCUCCCCAAACCAUGGAAAGGCCUGGUUGAUGGUAGAACUGGGUAUCUUUACUUUUGGAAUCCAGAGACAAAUGUAACCCAGUAUGAGAGGCCUACAAACUUGGCUCCUCCACCGACAUCUUCCUCAGUGCCCAUAAGCUCUUCUGUUCAAGUUCAACAAUCUUCUGAAGGACAGCGUCGUGGUUGUAGUCCUGAAAAGGAAGAUGAUAGGUAUGGUCGAGGGACCAAUGGCGUAUCAAAGCUUGAUGUUGGCUCAAGGGGCAAUCAGAAUUCAAGAGGAGCACCUGUUCAAUCACAUAAUGUCCCGAAUGGAACAGCAAGUGUGGGACAUGGAGGAUCAUCUAUGAGAGGUUGUGGAUCGUCAACUGCUGCAGUCAGUUUGUCUCCUGAUGCUUAUCGCCGGCGACAUGAAAUAACUGUGUCUGGUGAUGAUGUGCCCCCGCCUUUUAUGUCAUUUGAAGCUACUGGUUUUCCUUCUGAGAUUCUUAGAGAGGUACACAAUGCUGGAUUCUCUGCACCAACUCCAAUUCAGGCACAGUCGUGGCCAAUUGCUUUGCAAAAUAGGGACAUAGUCGCCAUUGCAAAAACGGGAUCUGGAAAAACAUUGGGUUAUCUAGUUCCAGGUUUUAUUCAUCUGAAGCGCCGCCAUAAUAAUCCUCUAUUGGGUCCUACUGUUUUGGUAUUGUCACCAACGAGGGAGUUGGCAACUCAGAUACAAGAUGAAGCUGGGAAGUUUGGGAAGUCAUCGAGAAUUGCUUGCACAUGUUUGUAUGGAGGAGCACCCAAGGGUCCUCAGUUGAAAGAUAUAGACAGAGGAGUAGAUAUUGUGGUUGCCACUCCCGGUCGCUUGAAUGAUAUUCUUGAGAUGAGGAGAAUCAGCCUCAAUCAAGUUUCUUACCUUGUGCUUGAUGAGGCUGAUCGCAUGUUAGACAUGGGCUUUGAACCUCAGAUAAGAAAGAUUGUGAAGGAAGUGCCUGUCCGUCGGCAAACCCUCAUGUAUACUGCAACAUGGCCAAAGGAAGUUCGGAAAAUUGCUGCAGAUCUAUUGGUGAAUCCGGUUCAGGUCAAUAUUGGCAAUGUUGAUGAGCUUGCAGCCAACAAGGCCAUCACGCAGUAUAUAGAAGUAUUGGCACCCAUGGAAAAACACAGAAGAUUGGAGCACAUACUGCGUUCUCAAGAACCAGGAUCGAAGAUAAUUAUAUUUUGUUCAACCAAAAAGAUGUGUGAUCAACUUGCUCGAAAUCUUACACGCCAAUUUGGAGCUGCUGCUAUUCAUGGAGACAAAUCUCAGAGUGAGAGGGAUUAUGUGUUGAAUCAGUUUCGUACUGGGAGGUCUCCAGUGCUUGUAGCCACUGAUGUUGCUGCUCGAGGAUUGGACAUUAAAGACAUCAGGGUGGUUGUCAACUAUGACUUCCCUACCGGAGUUGAGGAUUAUGUUCAUAGAAUUGGUAGGACUGGCAGGGCUGGUGCUACUGGACUGGCUUAUACAUUUUUUGGUGACCAGGAUGCAAAGUAUGCUUCAGAUCUUAUUAAACUUUUAGAAGGAGCAAACCAACGAGUACCUCCUGAACUUCGUGAAAUGGCUUCACGUGGUGGUGGUAUGGGCAGGCCUAGACGUUGGGGUACUGGUCCUGGUGGUCGUGAUGGGGGUCGUGGUGGACGCAUUGACUCAGGUUAUGGGGGAAGGGAUGGUGGGAGGGGUAGUUGGGGUAUUUCUAGUUCCUCUUCUAGAGGUGGAGGCCGUGGAGAUGAUCAUGAGUCACGUGACAGGAGCCGCUACCAUGACGGGCAUGAUAGGGGUCGUAGUCCCAGUCGAAGCCCUGGCAAAGGGUCUGGCUGGGGUGAUCGUAGUAAAAACUGGAAUUGUGACCGUAGCCGCAGUAGGAGCCCACCCUUUGCACGCGGACGCUCCCCACCACGUAGCUUUCACCAGGCAAUGAUGGAACGGGGUCGGACAUCUCCACCCCCUCACCAACGUGUACCACCUUACAACAGUGACAGACCAAGGGAACGCAAGAGUCCAUUUCAUGAAAGAUCACCAAGGGGUGCAAAUGGUCAAGCCCAUUAUGGGGAAGAAGAAGAGGAAGGGAUGAUACACCCAGAAUGAUUAUGGAACGAGGUUAUCUUGGAGGUCAAGAGGAAGGAUGGGCAGCAUGGUUACUAAAUCCAUACCGUAAAAGUUUUUUGUUGAUGGUAUCUCCUGAUGCUGCUUGCUAUCUUUGCUGGUUUUGGUCGGAAGUUGGGGCAUUGUAGGAGUAACAAGUUGAAUUUUGUUGAAUGUGUUGCCCUUAAUAAAAAGGGUCAAUCAGGUGGGAUCUUUAAGUAUAUGUAGUUUCUUACAGUUUUUUGGUAAAUGAAGGGAAAAUGCAAAAUAUGGAAAUAGGUGUUAUGCAGCAACGGAAGCAUAACAAAGUUUUUUGAUGUGUUGGGCCUUGUAGUUCUGUGACUUGCUUUUAUACUUAUUACACUCUAAUAUAGAAGACUAAUCUUAUUCAUUGUUGUUUAGGUAGUCAUUUUUUUUAAAAAGCUAUGUAGAAGAACCUGAGGUUUAACUUUAACCUUCUUAUUUUUUAA
This is a messenger RNA of Pistacia vera, 2851 nucleotides long. Its product is annotated as DEAD-box ATP-dependent RNA helicase 46. Bases 225 to 2384 code for a protein of 719 amino acids. The record is from RefSeq and is a predicted model, not a curated record. NCBI's taxonomy places the organism in Eukaryota, Viridiplantae, Streptophyta, Magnoliopsida, Sapindales, Anacardiaceae. Gene Ontology annotation, cellular component: cytoplasm; nucleus; ribonucleoprotein complex. Gene Ontology annotation, molecular function: ATP binding; RNA binding; protein binding. The transcript has 9 exons.